Messenger RNA from Monascus purpureus, 219 nucleotides. The record is from the annotation of a GenBank genome assembly. Lineage: Eukaryota; Fungi; Ascomycota; Eurotiomycetes; Eurotiales; Aspergillaceae.
AUGCCCAGAGCUGUCAGAGGCGUCUUGAUCGAAUGCGACCCAUCCGUCAAGGCGAUCAUCUUGAAAUAUGACGAAGAGCGACACGAUUAUGUCGUCGAGGACCUGGAUGAUGAGCGGCACUUGGUCAUCAAGGAGAGCCAGCUACAGAACUUGAAGGAGAGAUUAGGCAGGGAACUCGAUGAAAAGGUCAUGCAGCCGGAGGAAUCAGAGUCGGAAUAA